AUGAAGUAGUUAAAAAGAGUUGUUGUGACAGGGAUUGGAGCUGUUUCACCCAUAGGUUUAAAUGCUAGUUCUUCAUGGGAGUCUUUAAUAGCUGGUAAAUCUGGCAUAAUCUCUACUUCUGAAUAUGUUAAAAAAAUUCAAUAAAAUGAUCCUACUAAUAAACUUGCAAAUCCUGAUUAUUGGCCUUUAGAUACUUAUGUUGCAGCUGUACCAGAUGGCUUUGAUAAUUUAAAGAAAUGGAAAGUAGCUUUUUCUACUAAUAAUACUAAUUCUUAUGCUAUGGCAGCUGCUAAUGAAGCUAUUGAAGAUAGUGGUAUUUAAAUAUUGCUUUAAAAUAAUGAGUCAUUAUAAAAUUAAGCUGGUGUAAAUAUCGGAGUUAUGAGCUCUAACAUUAGCAAACUAACAGAAAUAGUUAGAGAAACUGAGAAAAAAGGUUUUUAAAAUUUGAAUCGCUUGACUAUACUUUAAAUUCUUACAAAUAUGGCAACUGCAAAUGUUAGCUUAAAGUAUUAAUUAAAAGGACCGUCAGGGACUGCUUCUACAGCUUGUGCUACUGGUGCUAGUGCUAUAGGCGAUGCUUUUAGAAAUAUUUAAUUUGGAGAUGCUAAAAUUAUGAUUGCAGGAGGUAGUGAAGAUUCGUUAUCUCCAACAAAUGCUUAUGCAUCAAUGAAAUUGUAAGCCAUGACAACUAAAAAGUAUGAUAAACCAGAGUUUGCUAGUAGACCAUUUGAUGCAGAUAGAUCUGGAUUCGUUUUAGGUGAAGGUGCAGGAAUAUUAGUACUUGAAGAACUUUAGCAUGCUUUAUCAAGAAAUGCUAAGAUUUAUGCAGAAUUAGUAUCUUAUGGCUAAUCUUCAGACGGCUAUCAUUUAACUAGACCUAUUGAAACUGGUGAAGGUGGGCUUAGAGCCAUGUAAAACGCUAUUAAUCAUGCUUAAAUUAAUUCAAAUCAAAUAAAUCUUAUAAACUGUCAUGCAACUAGUACACCUGCAGGUGAUUUAGCAGAAAUUGUAGCCAUCAAUAAAUUUUUCGACAAUAAUCUAGAUUCUAUAAAAAAUUGUUUAGUUACUGCUAACAAAGGAGCAAUAGGACAUACUUUUGGAGCAGCAGGAGCAAUAGAAAGUAUAUUUACAAUUUUAUCAAUCAAGAAUGGCAUUUCACCUUUAAUUAAAAACUUACAAAACCCUAUUUCAGAACCAUUUGUUAAUCUGUCAAAAGAAACUGUAUCUCAUGAUAUAAAAUAUGCUCUUAAAAAUUCAUUUGGAUUUGGAGGUGUCAAUGUUUCCCUGCUAUUUAAAAAGUUUGAAUGA
This is a messenger RNA of Tetrahymena thermophila SB210, 1308 nucleotides long. RefSeq names its product 3-oxoacyl-(acyl carrier) synthase II. The record is from RefSeq and is a predicted model, not a curated record. Gene Ontology annotation, biological process: fatty acid biosynthetic process. The transcript has 2 exons. Gene Ontology annotation, molecular function: 3-oxoacyl-[acyl-carrier-protein] synthase activity. NCBI's taxonomy places the organism in Eukaryota, Ciliophora, Oligohymenophorea, Hymenostomatida, Tetrahymenidae.